AUGAGCAAAAAUAGCUCAAUUGAUUUACAGGCACCUCAAAACUCUCUAAGGCGAUCAGGGCGAAAUAAAAUAAGUGGGCCAAAUGAUCAUCCCCCAGAUCAAGCAGAAGUUAAGAGUGAAGACAAUGGAGAUGAAUAUGGGUUUUUAAAUUACAGGAAUGUUCGGAGAAUGAGGCUGGGGAAGUAUGAAUUUGACACAUGGUAUGGGAAUUCUGCCUUGUUCAAAGUGCCAUUUUAUGAUCGAAAUAUUAAUAGUUUCCGUACCAGUCUAUCGUUCAAAGAUGAAAGCAUAGCUUCUGCUAACGUCUCACCGCCCAAAGCAAAGAGCUUAGCUUCUAAGAAGCUGCCACCUAAGGAAUAUGUAAUAAAUCCCAAAAAAAAGGAUAUAUGGCUAGAUCUUUUGUAUGUAUGCCCAUAUUGUUUCAAAUUCACAGACAUCCGAGUAGAGUGGGAACAACACAUAAAUUGCUGUGGUUUUAGACGUAAACUACCCGGAAAAGUUAUGUACAGCGAUGGAGAGGUAGUCAUACGGAAAAUCAAGGGCUUCUAUAAUAAGCUAUUCUGUCAGAAUAUGUGCUUGAUGGCUAAAUUUUUUCUGGAUAACAAAUCAGUGUUCUACUAUUUGGAUUAUUUUGAUUUCUAUGUUGCCUAUCAAAUGCUUGAUCGGAUCGAAGUACCCAUGGGAUUUUACUCCCGGGAAUUAUUAUCUUGGGACUUGAAUAAUUUAUCUUGUAUAUGUGUUCUUCCAUGUUACCAGCACCGACAUUUAGGCACAAAGUUGAUUGAUUUCUCUUACCAGUUGUCACGAUAUGAACAACAAAUUAGUGGGCCAGAACAUCCACUCUCACCAUUGGGAAAACUAACCUACCUAAAGUAUUGGUGCAGCAGCAUAGCUAAAGUGUUUGUGUACGGGAGUCUAUCCAACAAAAAGUUUGUCACUUUACAAAUGAUCAGUGAAAUAACGGGGUUUAGGAUUGAGGACAUCCUAAUGACAUUGUCGUGCAUGAAAGUGCUUUAUCAGAGUGGUACAAAAACUAAAAAUAUGGAUUACUAUCAAGACAGCUUCAAGUAUAGUGAUCAUUACAUUUUCGUUGAAGAUGAAAAAAACUACAAAGUCAUGAUUGACAAAAAAAAGAUGAAAAGGUGGGUCGUAGAUAACAUGAUUGAAAAUGUGGAUCUUCUAAACAAAAACUGUUUUGUAUUUUACUAA
This is a messenger RNA of Pichia kudriavzevii, 1209 nucleotides long. RefSeq lists its product as uncharacterized. The transcript has a single exon. The coding region runs from base 1 to 1209 and encodes 402 amino acids. The record is from RefSeq and is a predicted model, not a curated record. Lineage: Eukaryota; Fungi; Ascomycota; Pichiomycetes; Pichiales; Pichiaceae. Gene Ontology annotation, molecular function: histone acetyltransferase activity. Gene Ontology annotation, biological process: regulation of DNA-templated transcription.